Molecule: messenger RNA, 2578 nt
Organism: Pieris rapae (cabbage white)
Lineage: Eukaryota; Metazoa; Arthropoda; Insecta; Lepidoptera; Pieridae
Gene: Gp93
Product: endoplasmin homolog
Exons: 4
Coding region: 137-2500 (787 amino acids)
Biological process (GO): protein folding
Molecular function (GO): ATP-dependent protein folding chaperone; ATP binding; ATP hydrolysis activity
Source: RefSeq, a predicted model, not a curated record
AGAAAAAGAAGGUUUGUGCUUCGGCGUCAUUACUCAUUCAAACGGUAGACGGCAAUUAUUUAAGGUUUCAAGUUAUGUUCGAGAUGCCGGUUUUAGUUUAAAAUUUGUGUAUCAUAUCUGCAAAAGUAUUUAUUAGAUGCUAUUUGAAAUGAAACAUUUAAUUCUACUUGUUGUUGGCGUGUUAUUUCUAACAGGAUGGUCAGCUGGGCAAGAAGCUGGAUUGGGAGUAGGCACUGUGGAGGAGAUGACUGUAGAUGCUGACCUUGGUGCAUCCCGGGAAGCCUCAAGAACUGACGCAGAGGCCGUGACCCGCGAAGAGGAAGCGAUUAGUCCCGAUGGGCUGAGCGUGGCGCAGCAGCGCGAAGUGCGCGAGCGAGCCCAAAAAUUCACGUUUCAGACGGAGGUGAACCGCAUGAUGAAGCUCAUCAUCAACUCGCUCUACCGCAACAAGGAGAUCUUCCUGCGAGAGCUCAUAUCGAACGGGUCCGAUGCGUUGGACAAGAUUCGGUUGCUGUCGCUGACCAAUCGCGACGUACUCGACGCCACGUCGGACCUCAGCAUACGCAUCAAGGCGGACCCGGAGCGGCGUAUGCUGCACAUCAUCGACACGGGCCUGGGCAUGACCAAGAACGACCUCGUCAACAACCUCGGGACUAUCGCCAAGUCGGGCACCGCCGACUUUCUGUCCAAGAUGCAGGAUACUGAGAAGAGCGGCAACCAGGAGACGAACGACAUGAUCGGACAGUUCGGCGUGGGCUUCUACUCGGCCUUCCUCGUCGCCGACCGCGUCACCGUGGUCUCGAAGCACAAUGACGACGCACAGCACGUGUGGGAGUCCGACGCCUCGUCUUUCAGCGUGGCGGAGGAUCCCCGCGGGAACACGCUCAAGCGCGGCACGCACAUCACGUUGCACCUCAAGGAGGAGGCCGCCGACUACCUUCAGCCCGACACCAUCCGCGCGCUCGUCAAGAAGUACUCGCAGUUCAUCAACUUCCCCAUCUACCUCUGGGCCUCGCGCACCGAGACAUACGAGCAACCGGCCGAAGACGAACCCUCCCCCUCCGACGACGACGCCGACGCGGACGCGCGCGUCGAGGACGCGGCCGACGCGGAGCCCGAGCGCGAGCCGAAGCGCGCCGAGCGCACCGUUUGGGACUGGGAGCUCAUGAACGACAACAAGCCCAUCUGGACGCGCAAGCCGGCCGAGGUGCGGGACGACGAGUACACGCAGUUCUACAAGACGCUCACCAAGGACACGGCGGCGCCGCUGGCGCGCGCGCACUUCGUGGCCGAGGGCGAAGUCACCUUCCGCGCGCUGCUGUUCGUGCCGCGCGUGCAGCCGGCCGACAGCUUCAACCGCUACGGCACCAAGACCGAUCACAUCAAGCUCUACGUGCGCCGCGUCUUCAUCACCGACGAGUUCAACGAGCUGAUGCCCAACUACCUCGCAUUCGUGCAGGGCAUCGUCGACUCGGACGACCUGCCGCUUAACGUGUCGCGCGAGACGCUGCAGCAGCACAAGCUCGUCAAGAUCAUCAAGAAGAAGCUCGUGCGCAAGGUGCUCGACAUGCUCAAGAAGAUCCCGGACGACGAGUACGAGCACUUCUGGAAGGAGUACUCGACCAACGUCAAGCUCGGCGUCAUCGAGGACCCCUCCAACCGCUCGCGCCUCGCCAAGCUGCUGCGCUUCCACUCCUCGCGCGGCGACGACAUGACCUUCCUGGCCGACUACGUGGCGCGAAUGAAGCCCUCCCAGAAGCACAUCUACUACAUCGCCGGCACCGGCCGCGCCGAGGUGGAGCGCUCGCCCUUCGCGGAGCGUCUCGUGCGCCGCGGCUUCGAGGUGCUGUACCUCACGGAGCCCGUCGACGAGUACUGCCUGUCCUCGCUGCCCGAGUUCGACGGCCACAAGUUCCAGAACAUCGCCAAGGAGGUGUUCGACCUGGACGACGGCGAGGCCGAGAGAGAGGCGCUGGAGGCCGCGCGGGCGCGCUUCGAACCCCUCACCAAGUGGCUCGGGGAGAAGCUCGGCGCGCAGAUAACUCGCGCCGCCGUAUCCCGACGACUGGCGCGCUCGCCGGUGGCCCUCGUGGCGACCGCCUUCGGCUGGACCGGCAACAUGGAGCGCCUGGCUAUGUCCAACGCGCACCAGAAGGCCGACGACGCGCAGCGCAAGCACCAGCUGUCGCAGAAGAAGACGCUCGAGAUUAACCCGCGCCACCCCGUGGUGCUGGAGCUCCUGCGCCGCGUCGUCGACGAUCCCGACGACGCGCUCGCGCUCGACACGGCGCGCACGCUCCUGCGAACGGCCGCCCUUCGCUCCGGCUACAUGCUGCAGGAGGGGCAGGCCAUCGAGUUCGCAGACUCCGUCGACGCCAUGCUGCAGCGCGCGCUGGGCCUGCCGCCGGACGCGCAGCCCGAGCUCGACGAGCCCGAGGAGCCCUCGGCCGACGACGAGCGGCCCGACGCUGGGUCCGAAGACGAGCACGACGAGCUGUAGACUGCAUUUUUAUGAUCGAUUUUUGUGUGUGAGGAGAGCGAACGUCGAAUGUAAAUAAAUUAUUCCUACCUUUUUUAA